Galendromus occidentalis (western predatory mite) is the source of this 572-nucleotide messenger RNA. RefSeq lists its product as uncharacterized. The coding region runs from base 177 to 572 and encodes 131 amino acids. The transcript has 6 exons. Lineage: Eukaryota; Metazoa; Arthropoda; Arachnida; Mesostigmata; Phytoseiidae. The record is from RefSeq and is a predicted model, not a curated record.
CUCGAUCAGGUGAUCUGUGAGUGACCAAGUCGAAAUCUAUUGGGAAUAACAUUGUGCUCGAGUGCAACGCAUCGAAGUUUUUAGUUUGUCAUCCUAUUUGAGCCUCACCGCCCUCGCACUCCCGUCGAGGACCACAGUUUCCGGUGCGGAUUCGGGCCGUCUCCGAAUCGCCUACGAUGCUGCUUGCCGUAUUAUUCGUAAUCGGGACUAUCUUGCGAACAGAAUGCUUUCUCUUCGGAACGCGGAGCAACGCGCGCCAGCGAAACGUUGUGUACUACGUGUGCUUGAACUACGAAGCCGUGGAUUCCACCCAAGCUAGUGAAUGCGUCUACUGUCCCCAAAGACAGACAGUUGCCUGCACAGGGAUUUCCGGACCCCCGCUCCAAGUGACGCGAACUCAGGCCACCUGUCUGACAACCUAUUGUUCUUCCGGCGUGUUGGGACAGAACGCACUCAAUGGAAACGCAGUACCGGUCAGUCAACGCCGUAGACGGGAUGCUGAGCCCGCGGGCUCGAUUACCGCGCUACAGGACAUCGAAUCGACAGUACUCCUGAACGACUCGGAAUCGUGA